CCAUAGAACAUGAACACUAAGAGUACGUGCUGAUUGCGCGUUUUUACGCAUUCUGACGUCAUGAUCUGGCAACCUCAGUGGUGAAUCGGGGGAGGCGCUAAGUUCACAGUAGUUUCUGGAAGGAUCCCCAUGCUUGCACCAUGGACAAAGUCUCAGCACUUAAAGACCAGGGCAACAAGGCACUGAGUGCAGGGAAUAUAGACGAGGCAAUAAGGUGCUACACUGAAGCCUUGGCUCUUGACCCAGCAAACCAUGUUCUGUUCAGCAACCGUUCAGCUGCCUAUGCUAAAAAGGGCAACUAUCAGAACGCUCUCCAAGAUGCCUGUCAAACUAUCAAGAUUAAGCCUGAUUGGGGCAAGGGCUAUUCCCGUAAAGCUGCAGCUCAGGAAUUUCUUGGUCGCCUAGAAGAUGCUAGAGUUACUUACCAAGAAGGGCUCCGGCAAGAGCCAAACAAUCAGCAACUGAAGGAAGGUUUACAGAACAUUGAAGCUCGACUUGCUGAGAAGAUGAUGAUGAAUCCUUUUGCCAUGCCGGACCUGUAUAAAAAGCUGGAGAGUGAUCCACGAACCCGGGAGUUACUGUCAGACCCCAGUUACAGAGAACUGCUGGAGCAGCUAAAGAACAAGCCAUCGGAGCUAAGCACAAAGCUGCAAGAUCCAAAUGUAAUGACCACACUCUCCGUUCUGCUGGGUCUAAACCUCUCUGAGAUGGAGGAAGAAGAGGCACCCACCCCACCUCCUCCUCCAAAGCCCAAAGACACUCAGCCACCUCCAUCCAAAGAGGAGGACUUGCCUGAAAACAAAAAAAAGGCCUUGAAAGAAAAAGAACUUGGGAAUGCGGCCUAUAAGAAUAAGGACUUUGAAACAGCGCUGAAACAUUAUGAACAGGCGAUCGAAGAUGACCCCACUAACAUGACGUACAUCACCAACCAAGCAGCCGUGUUCUUCGAAAAGGGAGAGUUUGAGAAGUGCAGAGAACUGUGUGAAAAAGCCAUUCUGGUUGGCAGAGAGAACCGCGAAGACUACUGGCAAAUUGCAAAGGCCUUGGCUAGGAUUGGAAAUUCGUACCUUAAGCAGGAAAACUACAAAGAGGCAGUUCACUACUUCCAGAAGAGUUUGACUGAGCAUCGUACUCCUGAAGUCCUGAAGAAAUGCCAGCAGGCGGAGAAGAUAUUGAAGGAGCAGGAGAAACUUGCUUAUAUUAACCCAGAACUGGCCAUGGAUGAAAAAAACAAGGGAAACGAUGCAUUCCAAAAAGGUGACUACCCCUUGGCCAUGAAACAUUACACUGAGGCUAUCAAGAGAAACCCUGGUGAUGCCAAACUCUUUAGUAACAGGGCUGCCUGCUACACUAAGCUCUUAGAGUUUCAACUCGCCCUCAAGGAUUGUGAUGAGUGCAUCAAACUUGACCCCACCUUUAUCAAAGGCUUUACACGCAAAGGAGCUGUUUUGGAAGCCAUGAAAGAAUAUUCUAAAGCUAUGGACACAUACCAAAAGGCUCAGGAGCUCGACUCUUCCUCAAAGGAAGCCUCAGAAGGUAUGCAGCGUUGUAUGGUCAGUCAUGCCACGAGGGACGACAGCCCAGAGGAGGUAAAGAAACGGGCUAUGGCUGAUCCUGAAGUGCAGCAGAUUAUGAGUGACCCUGCCAUGCGUAUGAUCCUUGAGCAAAUGCAUAAGGAUCCUCAAGCACUCAACGACCACCUAAAGAAUACAGAUAUUGCUCGGAAGAUCCGGAAACUCAUGGACGUCGGACUCAUAGCCAUUCGUUGAUGAAAUGAUCCGUACAUGUAAAAGGGUCUCCCCAGAUCAAAGUGGAACGUCAUGCACAGCCUUCUUGCGUCCUGUUUUUCCUUUCCAUCAAAUUCCAAAAGUCAUAUCGGUUUUUUUGGUCUCACUUUGUCUGUAUGCUGUGUUUUAUUUAGUUUCACAACGUUGGCAAUUUGUUUAAAAAAAGCAUCUGUCUUGUAACGUGUCAAAAUUCCGGACUAUAAAAAUGUUUAUCUAAAAGGAAUACGAACUCACCUGUACACCUGCCUAACUAUAUUAAUAAAUAAAUACGACACCAUAUUAACUAGCUAUGUUCUCAACUCAUGCAAGUUUACAAGCCGUUAUCUUAAAUAAAAUGAAUCAACAAAAUUUGUACACAAAGGUUAGAAUUGUGUUAACGGAGGUAAAAAUUCAAAUGGGCCACUGGGCCUCCAUUAAGAUUGAGAGUUAACUGUAUCGCCUUCGCCGUUUUGUUGUGGCAAGAAGGUAUACGGCGUUUCAUGAUAACGUGCGGAAGGAGCUUAACGAACCGUAACGGUUAACUUCUCAAUGUGAUGGGAUUUGAAAUACUGCUUUUCAGUAUUUGACCUUGUAAACAUCAAAACCCUGCCCUUUUGUGGCUCUAUAAUGUGACAAAUCUGUUUUUAAUGAAAAUAGCAGUUAACUGUUAAAAGGUUGGUCAACUUUGUCAAAAGAAACAGGCCAAAAAAUGUCUCUCUGCCUACUCUCCUUACUUUCUACUAAGAUUUAUAAUUUUUUUUUUUUUUCCCUUUUGUGAUAAUUCAUGAUAAAUGCUUAAAAAAAAAUCCAAGCGCCUUAUAAAUUGUGGUGCAAAAAAUGUCCUCAGUUACACUAACGUCAUUUUAAAAUCACAUUUUGUUUCUUCUUUCGUAACCAUUAAAUAAGUCAUCAGAUGCUGUGCCUCUGCCGCCACAUGGAUAUCGCUCCCGAUAAUGUGGUUUCCAUUUAGAUUUAGAACUAUUAUAAUACAUUGAUGAUUGUGUUUUCCGCUUUACCAACAGAUACAGUCGAUCAGUAAUUCUUCUGUGAAUGGUGUACUGUACUCGGUUUCUGUUAGAAUCAUUUAUGGAUGUAAUAUGUAAAUCAUCAACAACAACAAAAAAAUGCAUCCAAGAAAUGUAAUGAGAAAACGUCUGUACCUCGAAGUACUGCAGUAUCCGAAUGUGCAGUCCAGACAAGGUUGCUGCUUUUUUCCCUCCCCCCGCAAGACCAGUGGUGUUGACAGUGACCAAGUGAAGUUUGUAGAUCAACAUUUCACAAUGUAGGUGCCACCCUAAAAAUGAACACACCAAUAAAUUGUACAGCUGACAA
This is a messenger RNA of Cynoglossus semilaevis (tongue sole), 3098 nucleotides long. RefSeq names its product stress-induced phosphoprotein 1 (gene stip1). NCBI's taxonomy places the organism in Eukaryota, Metazoa, Chordata, Actinopteri, Pleuronectiformes, Cynoglossidae. The record is from RefSeq and is a predicted model, not a curated record. The transcript has 14 exons. The coding region runs from base 141 to 1769 and encodes 542 amino acids. Gene Ontology annotation, molecular function: Hsp90 protein binding.